This is a messenger RNA of Paraglomus brasilianum, 237 nucleotides long. The record is from the annotation of a GenBank genome assembly. Lineage: Eukaryota; Fungi; Glomeromycota; Glomeromycetes; Paraglomerales; Paraglomeraceae.
AUGGAAGAUCUGGCUAUAUAUGGGUGGUUGUCAAAUACCAGGGUGAAAUUUAUAGUGGUUGUAGAAGUGCCCGAUAUUGUAAUUAAAGAUUCUGAUAUAAAAGCCAUAUUCCGCAAGAUACAUACGGCAUAUAUAAAUCAAGUAUGCAACCCAUUUUACAACCUCGAUGGAUCUAAAUCAAUUGCUAGCAAACGAUUUAUAAAUGCAAUUGAUGCCAUUGGAAGAGGAGAAAAAUAA